This is a messenger RNA of Rhagoletis zephyria (snowberry fruit fly), 1626 nucleotides long. The record is from RefSeq and is a predicted model, not a curated record. NCBI's taxonomy places the organism in Eukaryota, Metazoa, Arthropoda, Insecta, Diptera, Tephritidae.
UACAUUAGUGAAAAGGGCGAUGACGCCUCUGGCGAUGGCUCCGAGGCAAAGCCGCUGAAGACGCUCCUCGAGGCGAUGCGACGCGCAAAGGCGGAGCCCUUUCCGCCCUUUUUGGCGGAGAACAACGACGAGAAGAUUCCCGAGAAGUGGGCCCCGGUGUCGGCUUCGCAGAUUAAGAAGAUCAAGAAAAUCUGGCAGCGAGAGGCCAGCAAGAGCGACGACAAGGCGAAGAAGGAGGCGGAGGACGAGGAGCGCCGACUGAAGAACCUCGAGGAGUCGAAGUCGGUGAAGAUCGAACUGGACGCCUCUCUGCCGGCGCCCGGCCGAAUCAAGCUCGGCCAGGCGAAGGAGAACCGCGGCAAGCGCGUGACCACCUUCGGCUGGAUUCACCGCCUGCGCCGCCAGGGCAAGGCGCUGAUGUUCAUGGUGCUGCGCGACGGCUCCGGCUACCUCCAGUGCGUCCUCAGCGACAAGCUCUGCCAGACAUAUGACGCACUUGUCCUCCAGACUGAAGCCACCGUGCAGGUGUACGGGACGCUGGUGGAGUCGGACAAAGCCCCGGGCGGUCACGAGCUGAAGGCCGACUACUGGCGGCUGAUCGGCAACGCUCCGCCCGGCGGCAUUGAGAACGCCCUCAACCAGGAAUCGCACAUUGACGUGCAGCUCGACCAGCGCCACUUGAUGCUGCGCGGCGAGAACCUCUCCAAGAUCAUGCAGUUCAGGGCGAUUCUGCUGCGCGCCUUCCGCGACCACUACCAGUCGGUGGAGCACACGGAGAUCACUCCGCCCACGCUGGUGCAGUCGCAGGUGGAGGGCGGCUCGACGCUCUUCAAGUUCGAUUACUUUGGAGAGGAGGCCUACCUGACGCAGUCUUCGCAGCUGUACUUGGAGACCGUUUUGCCCUCUCUGGGCGAUGCCUUCUGCAUUUCGCAGUCCUACCGAGCCGAGGCCUCUCGAACCCGCCGUCAUCUGUCGGAGUACACGCACAUUGAAGCGGAGCGCGUCUUUAUCACCUUUGACGAUCUGCUGGACUCCAUCGAGUCGCUCAUCACCGACGUCAUUGCGCGCGUCCUCGCCGACCCGGUGGGAAAAGAGCUGCUGUACUUCUUCAACCCUGACUUUAAGCAGCCGAAGAAGCCCUUCAAGCGCAUGAACUACACCGAUGCCAUUGAGUACUUGAAGGAGAACAACAUCACCAAGGAGGAUGGAACUGCAUUUGAGUUUGGCGACGACAUCCCCGAGAUGCCGGAGCGAAAGAUGACUGACCAGAUUAAUGAGCCCAUCAUGCUGUGCCGCUUCCCGGCUGAGAUCAAGUCCUUCUACAUGCCUCGUUGUCAGGAGGACAAGCGACUGACUGAAUCGGUGGACGUUCUCCUGCCCGGUGUGGGUGAAAUAGUGGGCGGCUCUAUGAGGAUCUGGGACUACGCCGAGCUGAUGGCUGGCUUCAAGCGCGAGAACAUUGACCCGACCAAGUACUACUGGUACACUGACCAGCGGCUCUUUGGCACCGCCCCGCACGGCGGCUAUGGCCUGGGAUUGGAGCGCUUCAUCACCUACCUCCUAAACCGGUACCACAUUCGCGAUGCUACGCUCUAUCCAAGAUACAUCUCCCGCUGCACUCCGUAG